GAUCACGCAGCAGUAACUUGCCCCCUUGAAUAUUACACUGUAUAGUUUUCCCUGAAGGCACAGUAAUCAGGCUCGGAUGCAAUUUCCUGUUGAAAACUCUCGAGCACUCCGUGUGUGUGUGUGUGUGUGUGUGUGCGUGUAUGUGUGCGUGCGUGCGGUGUGUGUGUGUGUGUGUGUGUGUGUGCGUGCGUGCGUGUGUGUGAGAAUCUCAGUUUGAAAGUCUUCAAGCUGAAACUUAGAAAUCAGAGCGACCUGAAAACAACACGGCGUGUUAAACUUUGUGAGGACCUCCUCUGAUUCCGUUGUGUUUGUUUGCUUGCUUCUUUUUAAACGUUUCUUGGUAAUAACGUGAACUUUUUUUAUUUAUUUUUUUUUAUUUGAUGUUUGCUAUACCGAGAGGGCUGUCAAGUCUUUGGAAGUUCGUGAAGGUUGAGCGUUGUGUGGUGCAGACUGUCAUUAGGGGCAGUUCAGAGAAAAAGUUUCUGACACACAUGUUGGUAGAACAACAUGACGAGGACGCGACUUUUCACCGCACAAACGGGACUUUCUGAAGUCCGCUUAAAGUCGCUGCAGAGGAAGAAUAUGAGUUACUGAAAUAGCGGUAAAUAACGACGUGUCUCAAAGGAUAGAUUCUGGUCUCCUGACUCUCAGCUCCAGAGCAGAUGUGGGAGGAGGACCGUAGCCCUGGUGCCAGCUCGCCUCAGCCUCCAGAUGGUGCCCAUCUUGGCCCAGAGAACUCGCCAGUGGUGGCUCCCAAUGGUCCCAACACAGGUGGGGAUGGAAGCAGCGAGCACGCCGAGCAGGAGCCACGCAUGGAGGAAACAACAAACAUGGACAAUUUCGACAACAACAACAGUGUAUCACAGCUGGAUUUCAGCAACACGCCCAGCAAAAGCAUCACAUGUCAACCUCAGGCCAGGUCAUCGCCCUUGCCGAAGUCAUUAACCAGCCCCUCUGAGUCUGCAGUGCUUCUGAAAAAUGGCAAGUCUCUGAAACCCCAGGUGCACAGCAGUAGCGUCAAGAAUGGAGCAACACUCUUGCGGGCGGCAUCUUCGACAUCCUCGUCUUCGUCUGCACAUCAUAACAACCCCAAGAAGUUGCAAUCGAACCCAUCGAUCAACAGCCAGAGCAGCAAGAGGAGUAAAGGGAGCUCCAAGUCCAACAGCUCACAGAUCCCUACAGAGGCCCAGGAUGACUGCUGUGUGCACUGCAUCCUGGCCUGCCUGUUCUGCGAGUUCCUAAUGCUGUGCAACAUCGUGCUGGACUGUGCAACCUGCGGCUCAUGCUCCUCUGAUGACUCGUGCUUCUGCUGCUGCUGCGGAUCGGAAGAAUGCGGUGACUGCGAACUUCCUUGCGACAUGGACUGCGGCAUCAUCGACGCCUGCUGCGAGUCGGCCGACUGCCUCGAGAUCUGCAUGGAGUGCUGUGGCCUCUGCUUCUCAUCCUGAGCCUCCUGUAGGGGGCAUUGCAAUGUUCGCUCAAAACUUCUAGAGAGAAGUUCUAGGUGAGAAAUGUGAUCGGAGAACUCCAUACUGGGCUUCAAGGCUGGUUUGCCAAUGAGAAGCAUGAGAAACGCUGCGACUGAGGUCCAGUUGUGUUUUCCCGAGUUUGGCAAUUGGGUUCCAGUUUAGUGUGCUUAAAGUCAGAGACUCUUAGAAUUGUCCUCAGAUUUUGCAAGAAUUCUGGGACAUUCUCUGUUUUCUGCAGUCUGCAUUUAGACUCUUCCUCCAGAUCCAGCUUCCAACUUGAUUGGAAGAGAAAUCUUUAAGACAUUGAACCUUGCUAACAGUAGGAGAUGUUGUAGGCUAAACAGGACAUUUUCACUCCUUUUUCUUCAAAUUCCAGUCCUUUUCAAAUCACAUUUCUUUUCAACUUCACAUUUAUUCAAAGAACGAAUCUCACCACUGUUGCGUAAUGUUUUGAUGCACCAAAUCCCAAUGCAUCCAUGUGAAAAUUCAUAUUUUAUGUAACAAAAUCAUGGGGGAAGUUUUUUUGACUAUACACAGUGUAACAUGAACAGUGUCUUUUAAAAUCUUCUAAGGAUUGAUUUUUAUUUUUAUUUUUUUCCAGGGGAUCUGCACAUUAUUAUUAGUUUUAUUAUUAUUAUUUUUUACCUUGAACAGUCCCACUUCACAUUCCAAAAAAAAUCAUGCUUGAAAGAGAAGUCACUGAUUUUAUUUUUAUUUUUAAUAUGAUGUCAUCUUUUUGAAGCAGCUUCAAUUUAUAUUCUCCAGGAAACUGUAACCAGAUUUGACUUCAUCAGUUUGGCUAUGCUGACAGCACUUUCUGUGUUCUAAGAUGCAGACACAACGUAAUGCAAAAGAGUUCUCUCUAUAUAUGCACAGUUACUGUAGUACUUUGCUGUCCAUCAACUGUGAGCACAGGACUGAAACGGACGUGAGCUGGAGAAAGGGCUGCGUUUAUUUAAAUUUUUCAUGCAAUGUAUUUACUCAUGUGAACGAGAGUAACAAGAGAUGUGUUACUCUAUCUAACCCGUCCUGUGAUUUUUUUUGUUUGUUUUUUCCUUUUCUUUCUGUCUGUGAUUGAGUUUAUCGAGUAUUAAUUCCUUGGAUUUCUAAUUGUUCUGUAAUGCUGGAGGUUUGUUAAAGCCCUGUUCAAAAUGCCAAAAAAGCUGUGCAAGCAUUAAGUACACAUGGUUUUUUGUGUUUUGUUUUAUUUUGUUUUUAAGUAGAAGUAGUGAUGCACUGAAAUUUUGGCCACUGAUUAUUUGGAGGCAAGAAAUUAACAAAAAUAUGACUUUUAACUUUAACUUUUACUUUAAUGCUUUUAAUUAUUAGUUUUGAUUGAAAGAGACUCGAAUUAACUCCAAUAAUUUACAAUGUGCAACAACAACAAAAAACCUAAUUAAUAUUCAUUUUAAAGGGGUCAUAUUUUGCUUUUUUAACGUUUUUAAAAGUUCAUAAUUUUGUUUAUUGGCUGUAAUUGAAUAGGUUAACAUGCUUUAAUGUUCAAAAAAACAAAAAAUUAUUUGUCACAUAAUGUACAUUACUGCAGUACCUCUAUUUCCAAGCUGCCUGAAAUGCUCCGAUUGAGUUACGGUUUCUCCAAAGCCCCUCCUUCCGAAAAGCCCAGAGUGCUCUGAAUGGCCAGCUGACCCUUUGUGUUGUGAUUGGCCAAAAACCUCAAGCAUGUGUCGGAAAUGUAACGCCCCUUGGGUUAGCUUCAGCUUCCAAGGGUUCUAAAGCAAUUUUAAACUCCUGAGCAACAUGACGUCAGUUUUACUGCAUCAGUUCGAGCCCGAGUCAGAUUCAGAAUAUGCGAAUGAUCAAAUGAAUCCAAAGUUGCAUGCACGACUUGAGCAGAAUGUUUCACAGUGGUUCUUAUUUUGUAACUCUCUUACCUUUCAGAUGUAAUGUAAAUUCCACUGGCAGGCUGUUGCAUUGUUAAGUGCAAAAGUAUGCUACUGUAUGUACACAACUUCUGUGUGUACAUAGGUACUCAUACGAUAUGCCUUUGGAAAGCUAAGAUUCUUGUGAUUCGAUUAAUAUAAACCGUUUCAAGAUACAUUCACAGCAGCAGCUACAAUCAACAUCUCUGUCAGACCACCAACAUACAAACAAACAUUUACAAAACUGAGGCAACUUAGCAAACUUUAGCUAGCACUUUAGCAGGGGUCUACAAGUGAGCCCUGUGCCACAACACAAAACAGUCAAUAGCUUCAUAAAAUAAUCAAACAUACUUACAGUUUCUGAUUCAGAAGCGCAAGAUUGUCCGAGCAAAGUGGGAAUCGCCCCACUUUUCAGGAGUAGCCUUUGUGUGUAGCCUGCCUUGUACUCGCUCAGGUUCAGCAAGCUGUCCUCCAUAAAAUGUGCUGUACACAAGCAAACGUUUAACUUGUACUGCUCCGGAACAGCGUUAUAAAUAAAGAGUAACCAAGGAUUCGUAAUUUUGUCCGUUUUUGGAAGUCCAAACAAAGCGGUUUUGCUUUUCCACCAAAACACACAGCAUCUCCACGACAUGGCGCCAAACAAUUCACUGAUGCCUCGACUUUGUUCUUCGUGGUUGCCUUUGGGCGAUAUUAUGCUAAUAUUUCAAAUAGUGACGUAGAUGUUUGCGGAAGUAAUAUCUGGACUUUGAACGAGGUGUUUUGGGCAGGUCUGGAGCAGUGUUCCAUGUUAGAUAGUAUAAAUCCCUUUGGGGGAGAAUAUGAGCUUUUUAACUUUGCAGAUCUUAUGCAUGCACAGACAGAUACAUUACACACUAGAGGAGAAGGAAAUCAUUAAAAAGCAUAAUAUGACACCUUUAAAUAAUUUUUGAGUUCAGGUUUUUGUCCAAAGUGCCCAAAAUUUCAGUUUCGGCCAAUAAAUUUAAUAUCGGUGCAUCACUAUGCCAGCAUCCUUGACUUGUUCUGUCAUUUGCUCAAUUAUAAUUUGGUUAUGACCUUUAUUAACUUUUUCAGUAUCGGUCUUGUUUGAUCAUGAAAAUGCUCUAAUUGGCUGUUAUCAGUUAAGGUGCAUUAGUUUAUUGAUUAUUGACGAUUGACAACUGAUUUGAAUUUGUUGGUUGGUUAUUUGUUUUUAUAGAUUCUCUCAUGACUCAAACAUUUUUCAGCUUUUUAGUUUUAACAUGAGGUGUGAAAUGAUAUUCAUUUAAAUUUAGCCUACUCAAGUCAGAGCAUAUGUUAAUAAUUAUAAUUGUGAGAAGCCCAUUAUUAUUAUUAUUUUAUUUUAUUUUAUUUCAUUUAACUAGAGGUCAAGAACAGAAAAUUAUCAAAUCAUGUUGUAGUUAGUAGUCAAUAAUGUUUACAUCUUGUGGACAAUCUACAAAAAAAGGAACUGGAUAUAAAAGAUAUAGAAAAUAAACUUAAAACUUGACAGAGAGUAGAUAUUCAUCAUAUACACUAUGGAAUAAAAGAGCAGUGUUGAAACUCUUGUGUUUGUACCAUUAUAUUCCAACAGUGUCAUUAUUUCCAUGACUUAAUAUCAUUUAUCCUUUUAUUGCUGGCCAAAAUUUAGGUAAAUUAUAUACAAUAUAUCUGAUUUGCAUAGACAAUUCUUAAGACAUUUUGAUUUUGUAUCCUUACUAGCCUUGAUGUGUUGAGAAAUAAUCCUGAGCCUAGAGAAUUUCAGCAAUGUUGUGCCUAGAUUUCAGUAGAAUCCUUGACUAUCCUCUGUAUAUGUUAUCCAGUCUGCAUUCAGACAUUUCUUCACUGUCCACAGUACUUUCUAUAGUGCUUUUAACAAUAGUUACUGUCAUAAAGAAGCUUUACAUAACUCUGGAUGUCAAGUCAAGUGUGUUUUAUUGGUAUUUCUCCGUAUAUCUUAUAUACAUUGGAAUGAAAGUUUUUUUCUUCAGGACCAAGGUACAACACAUAAUACAGUCAAAUGAGCAAGCCAGAGGCGGCAGUGGUGAGGAACAGAACUCCUGAGACGCCAUGAGGAAGAAACUUUGAGUGGAACCAGACUCAAAAGUGAACUCCUCUUCUGGGUGAUACCAGAUAGUUUUAGUACUAUUUCGUUUCCCCAGUCUUCUUAUUUCUACACUGUUGUGUGCUGUGACAUUAGAAAUUGUAUUUACUAAUACUAUAUUACCAAAGGUUUGUGGACACCUGAUCAUCACACCCAUGUGUGCUUGUUGAACAUCCCAUUCCAGAUUUAGUCCCCCUUUUGUGUACAUCUUGUAUACAUUGGAAUGAAAUGAAAGCUGCUGUUAUAACCUCCACUCUUCUGGGAAGGCUUUCCACUAGAUUUUUGGAGCAUGGUUGUGGGGAUUUGUGGCCAUUCAUUUACGAGAGUGAGGUCAGGCACUGAUGUUGGGUUAGUCAACGUUCCCAGCGUUCAUCCCAAAGGUGUUCAGUGGGGUUGAGGUCAGGAUUGAUGUUGAGUGCAGGACAUUCAACUUCAUCGAUACCAACCUUGGUAAUCCAUGUCUUCAUGGACCUUGCUUUGUGCACUGGAGCAUUGUCAUUGCUGGAACAGGUUUGCGCCUCUUAGUUCCAUUUAAAAGAAAUUGUAAUGCUACAGCAUAUAUACAAUUAUGUGCUUCCAAAUGUGUGACAAUAGUUACAGGAAGUUCCACAUAUGAGUGUGAUGGUAAAGCAUCCACAAACUUUUGUCCAUAUCUAUAGUGUAUUUCAAUACUGGAAUCAUUGCCAAUUGGGUUGAUAUUUAAAUGAUCAUUAUGAUUACUUGUAGUAUAAUCAGUCUUCAACAGUUCACCAUUUUACCAGAGAUUUUAAUAGAUGAUGAUCAAACUUGGACAUGUUGUCUUAGGGCUCCAUUUCAACUGCUUUUCUCUGAUCUGAUCGGCCUUUGUUGCGAAACAGAGAACAGUGCACUUUAAUGCACUCUUUAUAGGCUGCCAAAGUGGUUGAGGAGAAAUGCCUAUCCAAGCCAAUGUGCCAGUAAGGGAGGAGCAGGUUCUUGGUUCUUUUCUUUUUCUCAGGGGUUUUUAACCCUCUAGUGUAAAACAUUCAGAUCUA
Messenger RNA from Ictalurus furcatus (blue catfish), 6442 nucleotides. RefSeq names its product MyoD family inhibitor (gene mdfi). NCBI's taxonomy places the organism in Eukaryota, Metazoa, Chordata, Actinopteri, Siluriformes, Ictaluridae. The record is from RefSeq and is a predicted model, not a curated record. The transcript is spliced from 5 exons. The coding region runs from base 663 to 1448 and encodes 261 amino acids.